Messenger RNA from Syngnathoides biaculeatus (alligator pipefish), 1989 nucleotides. RefSeq names its product zinc finger protein OZF-like. The transcript has 2 exons. The record is from RefSeq and is a predicted model, not a curated record. The coding region runs from base 115 to 1365 and encodes 416 amino acids. Gene Ontology annotation, cellular component: nucleus. Lineage: Eukaryota; Metazoa; Chordata; Actinopteri; Syngnathiformes; Syngnathidae. Gene Ontology annotation, biological process: regulation of transcription by RNA polymerase II. Gene Ontology annotation, molecular function: sequence-specific DNA binding; DNA-binding transcription factor activity, RNA polymerase II-specific.
UGUUCGAGCUGCGGUUAAACUAUGACCGAAGAAGAACAGGCGGAAAACGUCGUCGAUUCCGAAAAAGGAGUCAAAGCUCGAGCGUGAAGUGGUGUGAUCGACCACAAAAACAACAUGAAAAUGUCAAAAAAGCAAUUUUGUCGAGGGACAGGGAAGAAGGAGCGUCAGUGGCAACAACCCGAAACAGUUUCCGCCAAUCAAAUUGUUGAAGUUGUCCAGCAACCAAUUAUUCUUCAGCAGGAGCUUUGGCAGACCUCACAAGUUAAAGAGGAAGAGGAAGGGCCACACCUUUCCCAUGUUAAUCAGGAAGAGCGGAAUCCGAAGUCCCAGCACGUCAAAGAGGAGGAGCCGGAACACCUCCUGGUGAAAGAAGAAGACGAGGAUGCACGGCCCCUCUCCAUUAAGGAAGAAAAGGAAGAGACUGAUGUCAGCAAAUUGCCAUUGACUGGCGUCUCUGUGGAAUGUCAAGACAAAGACAAACCACCUGAGUGGUCACCGCUCCAUCAUCGCAGUCCAAGGAGAGCCAACUGCGGAGGACCAGCCCUAGACCACCACUUAGCGCCGCUGUCGGACAAUGACGACAUGGGAGGAUCUUUGAAGGGUGAGGCAGACUCUGAAGGUGACGACAGAACGUGGCGCUGCUCUGAAAGUCCAACGACUCUGGCGGGCAUCAAGGAAACGUCGCAAAUGCGUCCAAAACUUUUUACCUGCUCAGUUUGUGGUAAAGGUUUUGCUAAAAAACAACACAUGAUGACACACAUGAGAACACACACGGGAGAAAAACCCUUCAGCUGCUCAACUUGCGGUAAAACCUUCUCUCAAAAGCCACACCUGGAGUCGCAUAUGAGAACACACACGGGCGAAAAACCCUUCACUUGCUCAUUUUGCAGUAAAACAUUCUCACAAAAAGAAAAUAUGGAAUCACACAUGAGAAUCCACACAGGAGAAAAACCCUACACCUGCUCAACUUGCGGUAAAACAUUCUGUCAAAAACCGUAUCUGGUAUCACACAUGAGAACUCACACGGGAGAGAAACCCUUUCCUUGCCCAUUCUGUGGUAAAACCUUCUCUCGAAAGGAACAUGUGAAAUCACACAUGAAAAUGCACACCGGAGAAAAACCCUUUAGUUGCUCAUUGUGCAAUAAAUCCUUCUCUCAUAAGUCAAAUCUUGUAGUGCACAUGAGAAGACACGCAGGAGAUAACGCCUUGAGGUGUUCAGUUUGUCAUCAAACAUUCUCUCGAAAGGAACAUGUGGAGUCACACAUGACAAUGCACACGGGUGAUAAACCCUUUCGUUGCUUUGAGUGCGGUGAAAGUUACGCUCUCCGGGCCAAUUUGACUGCACACAUGCAAACGCACGACUGAGUGAAAGGCAGAUGCGGAUCACAAUCCAGUGAGCGAUGGCUGAUCAAUAUCUUCUCACUGGACUUUCAUCGUUUGAACUGUCCAAAAAUUGUUUAAAUUCUCUGCAUCAAAUGUAUUUAGUCCUUUGGUUUCAAAAGUUCCAAAAAGUCCAGAAGGAAAAGAAAAAAAAUCUGGCAAACUCGAGCAUUUUCUGUAAUAAGAACUGAUUUCCUUCAUGCAAACGUUUGUAUUAUCUACACUUGAAUACACAGUGUGACAUCCCUUUUGUGUUGAUUUUUGUGUUCCAUUUGUGUCUCGGUCAGCCUAUAAAGUCCCUGUCAAAUUGCUAAGUGGGCAGUUUUAACCGUGUCCGCCCUUUUGACCCUGUUUGGGACAACAGAUUUAAGGGCCUAUCUCACUGGUGUUCUGAUGGUGACUCAAGUCUGCGAAGGAUGGAGAGCUCUGUGAUAUCUCACGGAGACCAUCCGGAGGGGGGGUCCGUGGAAAGUGCCCCCCCCCCAACCAACAAGGACUUUUAUCAAGGGCUGCCUAAUUUACAGUUUUGUAGAGAUCACUUUAUUUUUCAAAUACGUUUUUUUUCUCAAUGAUUAUCACUUUCCUUGUAAUAUCAUACCAAUAUUCACA